Molecule: messenger RNA, 420 nt
Organism: Cooperia oncophora
Lineage: Eukaryota; Metazoa; Nematoda; Chromadorea; Rhabditida; Trichostrongylidae
Source: the annotation of a GenBank genome assembly
AUGAUGCUGCUUAUGGCUGUGACGUCAUCAUUACUAAUUCUUGGAAUUUACAAGCAUGACAUCAGUCUUAUGUAUCCAACCAUAGCAGCUCGAUUACUUCUCAUAAUAUUCGUUCAGGUGUUUGGCGUGUCUACGGUGGUUGCACCGCAGGAAGUGCAGACAAGGUGGGAGAGGCUACAGGAGCAACAACAAGGAGAAGGGAAAGAAGGUGAUAAGGAGCACAAUGUGGCGCUACGAUUGGUGUUUCUCGUCUUCGCUAUGUUGUUCAUUACCGUAUUCGUGUUCUACUGCAUUUAUCUGGUGGUACGGUGCAUACAGUAUGAACGAUGCUAUUCUCGACUGAAAGAACGUCGAGAGUCGUUUAUUCAGGCUGGUAUGAUCGAUCCUAAUGGUGGCUCGCGUCGGACGUCCUCUUCUUGA